This is a messenger RNA of Oryzias melastigma (Indian medaka), 5334 nucleotides long. RefSeq names its product protein tyrosine phosphatase receptor type Z1b (gene ptprz1b). The transcript has 33 exons. The record is from RefSeq and is a predicted model, not a curated record. Lineage: Eukaryota; Metazoa; Chordata; Actinopteri; Beloniformes; Adrianichthyidae. Gene Ontology annotation, molecular function: protein tyrosine phosphatase activity; protein binding. Gene Ontology annotation, biological process: peptidyl-tyrosine dephosphorylation. The coding region runs from base 220 to 4674 and encodes 1484 amino acids.
GGCGCGCGCUCAGAUGCUGCCGCGCGCCCGCAGUCAGGCGACCAACCAGCCCGCGAGCCCGCUCUCCUCAAACCCGACGGCAGCCGAACCGAGCCGACCGUGCCUCCAGCGCCGCACCGGGGUGAUGGUGACCUCCUAACUGCGCCUCCACCCACAGCAGAGUUCGGUUCGAAGGGAAACCCGGUUCUGCCUGUGAGCGUCCGCUCGGCUCCGACCAGCAUGGAGACAGUUCGGAGCAGAGACGUCCGCGGCUGCCAGCUGCUGCUCUUCAGUCUCGCAGUGGUGGCAGCAGAUCAGCUGCUGCAGGAUGUGAGGAAACUCCCUGAAGAUCUGGACUGGUCCUACACAGGCAGUCUGAACCAGAAGAACUGGGGUAAGAAGUUUCCAUCAUGCAACGCUGCCAAACAAUCCCCUGUGGACAUCGAGGAGAUCUUCACUCAGGUCACGCUGCAGUUCCAGAACCUACAGCUAGAGGGCUGGCACAACCCAACAUCAGACUCCACCACCAUCCACAACAAUGGGAAAACCGUGGCCAUAAACGUGGGGGGCCAGUUCUUUGUCAGUGGAGGGGGGCUGACCUCCAGGUUUCAAGUUUCCAGAAUUCUCUUCCACUGGGGGCGCUGCAACGCAACAUCAGACGGGUCUGAGCACAGCCUGAAUGGAAUGAAGUACCCGCUGGAGAUGCAGAUCUACUGCUACAAUCCUGAUGACUUCCAAAGUCUGGAUGAUGCAGUAGAACAAGGUGGAAGAGUCGCUGCACUAGCGGUUCUCGUAGAGGUUAACCUGGAGGAAAAUGAGAAUUUUAGUCCCAUACUGAAGGCCAUCGACAGCGUCAGCAGGUUUGGUAAAAGUGCUUCAGUUGAAGCUUUCAACCUGAGGUCCCUGCUGCCCAACAACACUGACAAAUACUACAUCUACAACGGUUCCCUGACCGCUCCACCCUGCUCCGAGUCCGUCCAGUGGAUUGUUUUCAAACACACAGUGGCCAUUUCAGAAGCUCAGCUGGAGGCGUUCUGUGAGGUGAUGACCAUGGAGCAGGCCGGAUACGUGGUGCUGACGGAUUAUCUGCAGAACAACUUCAGGGAGCAGCAGCAGCAGUUCAUGGGGCAGGUGUUCGCCUCCUACACCGGAGUGGAGGAUGUUCUCACACCCACCUGCAGUUUAGAACCGCAGAACGUCCAGGCUGACGCUCAGAACGACACCACCAUCGUGGUAACGUGGGAACGCCCACGCGCCGUUUACGACACCACCAUCGACUGGUACACAGUCACCUACCAGAGGCUGCAGGGCAGAGAAAAGAGCAAGCAGGAGUACCGCACCGACGGAGACCAAGACGUGGGCGCCAUCAUUUCCAACCUGCUAGCUAACAGCAGCUACGUGGUUCAGGUGGUGGCUAACUGUGCUAACGGCCUCAGAGGUCGCUGGAGCGACCAGAUCAUAGUGGACAUGCCUUUAGAGGACCCUGAGAGUGAUUCCACAGCUGACAUUGCCACGGAAAAGUCCAACGUUCACAGAGUGGUCUCAACUGUAUCUGAGCCUGAAAGGUCAGACAACCAGAACCAACUGGACUUGAGCCCAGAUCACAGCCCAGUGGAGCAGAUCCCAGCAGAACAGACUAGAGUUUACCAAAACCAUCCCCAACACCAUCAGAACCAGCCCACUGCCCAAACUCGCCCAAACCAACCAGUCCAGAUUGAUCCAACCCCUCCUGGUUCCACCGCUCUAAACAAAACUCGUCUCAACCAGAAUGGUGACGACAAGUCAGGCCGAAACAGGUCCCGGGUCCACAGUUCUGACCACAACUGGAUUGAGAGUGAGCAGCUGAUACCAGCACAGCAGCCCUUCACAAAUCCUGGAUUUUCUAGCAACAGCGCUAUUUGGAUAACUCGCAUAACCCAGCAGCCCGGCUUCCUGUUUCCGGCUGCGCCGACGACAGCUCCACCAUCCAUCCGGCGGCAAAUCACAGAGGAAGCAUCGCUGUCUGUGCUGCCACCUCAGUCUGGUCGCAACGAGCCUCCAGAGCAGACCGGUGAACAUGCCUUUCCUAACGUAGACCUGUAUACUCCUCCAGUGGACACCACCCAAGUCACAGAAAUCUUCUAUGAGGACAUGUUCACCCGCUCUCCACUGGACUCCACCACCUCUGAAACAGUGCCUGCCUCUGCCAUUCCAGCGAAAGAAAAGGACAAAAGACUGUUGCCGCCGAACAGAUCUGUGCCGGAAUCCACCGGCUUUGAGUCCUCCACCCCAUCAUCCGUCUGGAUCAAGAAAAACUCUGCAACUAUCAGCAACACUCUUGCAGACUCGGUCUACAAAUCCCUCACCACCUCAUCUUUACUCAGAGUGCUGCAGCACACAACUCAGCCCAUGUUCAAUGACUCAAAGGGUUCUGAGCGUGAAGCAGGUCAGAAGAACGGUGAACAUUCAGAAAGAUGGAGCAAAAAGAGGAUUUGGGGAGGUAGUAUUGGAGAGCGUUUAUCUUACAAAAGAGGAAAUCCUUCACCAGCUCGUCCUGUCACUGCAGUCAGACUGGCAGGUGCCAGCCUGCUAGCACAGGAGCAAACACAAGCUAAAGAGGGCAGGAACAGCAGCCACGAAUCUCGGGUGGGGCUGGUUGAAGGCGUAGAGACGGAGAAGAGGACUGUGGUUCCUCUGGCUGUCGUCUCCACUCUCACCAUCCUUUGCCUGCUGGUUCUGGUGGGCAUACUCAUCUACUGGAGAAACUGUUUCCAGGCGGCUAAUUUCUACCCAGACGACACCACAUCACCUAAAGUUGUAUCUGCUCCCUCCACUCCACUGCUGAUGGCAACAGAUGGCCACGAGCCGCUGACCGUGAAGCAGUUUGUGAAGCACGUCAUGGAGCUCCACAGCACCAACACGUUCUCCAAGGAGUUUGAGAUUGUCAAAGAGUCCUAUGAGGAGGUGCAGAUGUGUACGGUGGACUUGGGUAUCACAGCUGACAGCUCAAACCAUCCCGAAAACAAAAGCAAGAAUCGUUACAUCAACAUACUGGCCUAUGACCACAGCAGAGUAAAGCUCUUCAACAGUCUGGACAAAGACAGCAAAUGUGGAGACUACAUCAAUGCUAAUUUCGUGGACGGUUAUGAGCGGACCAGGGCAUACGUGGCAGCUCAAGGGCCCCUCAGAGCGGGCAGGGAGGACUUCUGGAGGAUGAUCUGGCAGCAGAACAUCGGGGUUGUUGUCAUGAUUACCAACCUGAAGGAGAAGGGACGUACUAAAUGUGAUCAGUACUGGCCAGAAGAGAAUCAAGAAGAAUAUGGUCCCUACCAAGUGACGCCGAGGUCCACCAAAACUCUAGCAUAUUACACCGUGCGCACAUUCACAGUCAGGGAUACGACAAAUAAGCUGCCUCAGCGAAGAGCAGAACACACUGUCCUCCAUUACCACUACACCCAGUGGCCAGACAUGGGCGUCCCAGAGUACACUCUGCCUGUCCUGUCCUUCAUCAGGGUCUCCUCUCAGGCUCGAACGCAGGAGAUGGGACCAGUCUUAGUCCACUGCAGUGCUGGAGUUGGAAGAACAGGAACCUACAUAGUGAUUGACAGCAUGCUGCAGCAGAUCCAGGAUCAGGGAACAGUUAAUGUUCUUGGAUUCUUGAAACAUGUCCGGACGCAGAGAAACUUCCUGGUUCAGACAGAGGAGCAGUAUGUGUUCAUCCAUGACGCUCUGGUGGAGGCCAUCUUGAGCCGGGAUACUUUGGUGAAAUCUGAGCACCUUCACACCUACGUGUCUAACCUGCUGAUACCUGGCGCCACAGGAAGGACGCGUAUGGACAAACAGUUCAAGUUGAUCAGUCAGCGUCAGGCAAAGCACACAGACUACAGCACUGCCCUGAAGGAUGGGAACGCAGAAAGGAACAGAGCCAGAGCGCUGAUGCCAGUGGAGAGAUCCAGAGUGUCUCUGUCUGCGUCGGAGUCGAACUCUACAGGCUACAUCAACGCCUCCUAUGUCGUGGGCCAUCACUGCAGUAAGGAGUUCGUGGUGAGUCAGACUCCUCUGGCCAGCACGGUGGCAGACUUCUGGAGGAUGAUCUGGGAGCAGCAAACUCACACUGUAGUCUGUCUGCCAGACAAUCAGGGUGAAGGAAGGGACUGCUGUGUCUUCUGGCCCACUGAAGAGCAGCCUCUGAGGUGUGAGGGCUUCACCGUGCUUUUCUCCAGAGAGGAGUUCAUACACGUUGGGAAUGACGAGAGAGUUCUGGUCCAGGACUUCACCGUAGAGUCCUCACAGAACGACUACGUCCUGGACGUCCGGCAGUACAGCGCCCUCUGUUGGCCCAAUCCGGACAGUCCCAUCAGAAACUGCUUUGACCUGGUCAGUGUGGUCAGGGAGCGCAGCAGACCCGCGCAAGGAUCCGUACUAGUGCACGACCCUUUGGGGGGGGGCACAUCAGGGCUGUUCUGCGCCCUCACCACCCUCUUCAGCCAGCUGGAGGAGGAGGGCUCAGUAGAUGUCUACCAGGUGGCACGCAUGACCAACCUCAUGAGACCGGGGGUUUUCAACGAUGUCGAGCAGUACCAGUAUCUGUACCAAGCCGUGCUGAGCCUGGUGAGCAGCCAGGAGGACCAGAGAGCCCUGCAGAGUCCAGAAACCAACGGAUCGGUUCCCCUGGGACAGUCCAACAUCGCCGAGAGCCUGGAGUCUCUCAUGUAGACCCACACAAACACAGACAACGAGGGCUUUCAUUUCCAGUGUUUGCUCCUCCUAAAUGACUAAAGCCUGUUACAUGUUUCUCAAACAACUGAUUUUUUUUUUCUUUUUUCUUUUUACAAAUGACUGGUUUGCUAUGAUUCUAAAGUUAAUAAGAUAACAAAAAAGGUUAUCACUAAAGCAAAAAAAAUCUCUCAUUUUUUAAUAGUUAUUCCGGUUUAUUUCGACUCUUGUAUUUUAAGUUUAAAACAACCAACAGAAAACUUAAAAUAAUAAAAUCUCUAGAACGAUUGUCAGUGACAUGCAGAACUUUGACCACACUUCCUGCCAACUGCUGCAUACAAGCAGCUCAUUGGAGGAACAGCGUGUAACACUGACGCCUGGUGGUGGAAAUAGGUAGUGUACAAAUGGAGAUAUUGGAGGUUAGAGUAGCCAAAACUUAUACUCCAGUAAAAGUAGCAGAUCAGAUUCCUUUGGGUCAACAAAAUCCAAUACAAAUACUAACAGUUUGAUUCUAUAGUUGUGUAUGGAGUCAGACAAACCAUAACCACAAGUCCACUUGAGUAAAAGUAAACUGUGAAGUAAAGUUACUGAAGGAAAAUGUGGUUUUAACUCAUUACUACCCAUCUCUAUGCUUGAUUAAAGCAUUUUGGUAAAAUACAA